This is a messenger RNA of Crotalus tigris (Tiger rattlesnake), 5774 nucleotides long. RefSeq names its product caspase recruitment domain family member 10 (gene CARD10). Gene Ontology annotation, biological process: regulation of apoptotic process. The transcript is spliced from 22 exons. Gene Ontology annotation, molecular function: protein binding. Lineage: Eukaryota; Metazoa; Chordata; Lepidosauria; Squamata; Viperidae. The coding region runs from base 2700 to 5774 and encodes 1024 amino acids. The record is from RefSeq and is a predicted model, not a curated record.
CGCGCAUUCCUGAGCAGGCCGAGGGGUUGCUGGGACUUGUUUGGCUCAAGCCACCUCGAAUGCUUCAUUCAGUUGUAAAUUUGUCUCUGCCUGCCUCUCCGCCCACCUCUUUGGCCCGGGAGCAAGCGGCUGUGACUGCGGCCGUCAGGUGUGCAUCUCGGUUUAAGUCGGCAGGAUGAGUAGGAGAGGGAGUAAGUGAGGAGGAGGAGAGGGCGAGGAAGGGAAGUGGGCAAAGGGGAGGCAAGCGCGAAGAAGGACCCCUUCAGCUCGGGAGUUUUCUCCCUCUGGAAUUAGCCCAUCGGCUGAAAAGUUUAAGAUGUCAACAAAUCCUGCAGCAACUAAGGCCAAGGAUGUAAAACAGGUGAUUCCAUAUUUGUCUUUUAUUUUCUCUUUCUCUCCCUUGUCCCACUUCUUUGCAAAGAGCCAUGGAUCUUAGAUGGUGCUAUUUCAGUGUUGACUGAUACAGUUUGUAAUAAGCAUGGGAAAUAUGAUAUUUCUCAAGUGACUUAGGCACGAGGCCCAAGAUAGCUUGGAAAAGCUUGCUCUACCUUUGUCCCUAACUCAGGAUGUUUGCAGAAUCCAGCCAUUGUGAUUUAUUCAACAAACAGUGGCUAAAAGUGAUAUAUGAAGCCAGUCUUUUUUUCCUCCCUCUGCCCCUCCCCCCAUGAAGAUGGAGAGGUUUGUCUAUAGUUACUGCUGUGAAGGAAUAGCACUGUACCUGGACAGCUGUCUCCUCUUUUUAAUUCUCUCACACUUGCAGAUCUGAGCUGUGGCAUCAGGUCUUAGUUCUGAGGAUAAGCCCUUAGUCGUUUAACAUAAAACCACCUGUGAUUUCAGAUGCCUUAAACUACCCCCACAGUGUUGUGUUAGGCCAUUGUUUCUAUUUGAAUAACAAGGUCAUUUAAGGUGGGAUAAAAGUUUUAUUAUCCAUAACCUAUCCCUUAUAAUUGAUUCAUAUUAUUAUAUGACAAAGUCCAAACUAUGUGUACUUUAAAUAACCAAGUUUCAGGAGAGAGAAAGGUGUGGCAAGAAGGAUAUUUAAUUAUAUAGGGAUGAAAAGAAGCAUCAGUAUUUGGCAAAUCAGAUAAAAGGCAAAUAUUGUGUUGUAAUAUUGAGACAAGAUAUUGUGCUUUUUCAGACUUACUUGGGAUACUCAAAAUUCCCUGAGAAGCUUAAUAGACAAGAGAUGCUUAUUCUCGCACUGAGGAUAAUGUGUAAACUCAAAAGGUUUCCAAAAGAAAACUUGGUUUAGUACUAUUAAGAUCUCUGUGGCACAGCAAAUAAGAUAAUACGGACAAUGUGGUGGCUAUUAUCUAAUCUCAAUUACUAUUUUAAAUGUUUUAGUUUUAUAUGAAUGUGUGAUUUUGAAUCUGUUACUUUCACCAUCAAGAAAUAGAUACAUAGUUCUUUGGAUACAGAAUUUAUGCAGACGACUAAUGCUACUAAUACAUAGCCCCAAGGAAACUAUGUGUAAGUGAUGAGAUUUAUGCGCUAUGAAUCAGCAACAUGUUUGCAUGUCUGGGAUUGAUGAUUCAAAAAAUUUCUUUAGAAUUCUGGCCCUUUCCUCUUAAUCGUAGUUGGACUUGGGAGAAUUGAAGACCUGAACUUGCUCACAUUUAGCUCAUAGAGGAAUAUGACUGUCAUUUUCACUGCUCUAGGCAAUCAUUUGGCAGAGAUGGCUUUUUCCAAUCUGACAAUGUUGGUAAAUAUCAGCCAGCAGUUGUUAAAGUCCCAAGAACCCAAUUGUGUUUUGGUGUAACUAGUUCAUAGAUCAUGCCAUGAAUAUUUGUAUACAUAUAUGUCAUUGCUCUGUUUUUAUUUUCCCAUCCAUUCCAAUUGGUCUGAAGACGAUCUGCCACUGAUUUCAGUUCUACAUAGCUUGAAACACUGAAACACUGUCUCCUUCUAUGGAGACAGAAGGGGAAGUGAUAGAUGAAAGGGAACGAGGAGCUAGGGAAAUAUGUUUUUUUUUUUUUUUAGUGAGAAGGUAGACUCCUGAUAAAUGCUGCCAUUUCAGCAAAACAUCAGUUGAGCCAUCAAUAUAUGGAUUUGGCUCCAGGAGGCAGAAACAUGAGAUUGGAAAAAUUGCGACCUUAAUAAGAACUAGUACUAAGAUCUCACAUGGAAAUGCCUAACUUACAAUGUGGUUUGAGCUUAGUAUAUUGUGAACUCCCAGCCAUUAUGGAUUAUGAUUAAACAAACUAUAGCAAGAUAGAACAUGUAUUAAUAUGAUUUGUAAGUCCAGACUAUUUCUGUGGCUUAGCUACAUUUAUAUAAUUUGUUAAACAAGCCAUCUGUUGAACAAGUGAUCUGGCUUACAAUAAAGCAUGAUGGGAAAGUUCAGUCAUUAUAGUAAGCUAAAAUCAAAUCAUGAUGAAACCCAUAAACCAUUUGAGUAUGAGGGAAAGAUACAGGACAGGUAUCAUUUGAUAGGGACCUAGCAAUUUCUGUUUUUCUGUCUUUGACAUCUUAUUUACCAUGUAGUACCUUAUUGAGAACCUCUGUCCCACUUCUUCCUGCUAUGGAAGACAGAGUAAGGGAUAAACUUUUGAUUUUAAUCUAUGCAUAUAUGAUGCUUCCUUAUACUAUAUCAUAGAAUUGAUUUUUGUAGCUUACUUCCAUUUUCUAUGAUUAGUGGUUGCUCUCAAGAAAUUCUGCUACUCAAAAUUGAAGUUGGUUUAUCCCAAUAAUUCCAAGCUAUGGAUUCUCCCCGAAGAUGGAACAUUCCAGUGACUUUGGACACAGAACAAGCUGGACCUAAAGAUGAUAUCAUCCAGGUCCAAAGUCUUUCUGAAGAAGAAGAAGAAGAAGAGGAAGCUUUGUGGGAGAAGAUUGAGAGUGUGCGACACCAACUAACUCGCUCUUUGAAUCCAGAAAAGCUGACACCCUACUUACGUCAGUGUCGUGUGAUAGAUGAGCAAGACGAAGAGGAGGUGCUGAGUGCCUAUCGAUUCCCAUGCAGGAGCAACCGAACAGGACUCCUGAUGGAUAUCCUUCGAAGGCGAGGGAAGCGAGGCUACGAGGCAUUCUUGGAGUCCUUGGAGUUCUAUUACCCUGAACAUUUCACCCGACUGACGGGAAAGCAACCUGUUCAGCGUUGCUCUAUGAUCUUGGAUGAGGAGGGUCCUGAAGGCCUGACUCAGUUCCUGAUGAUGGAGGUGAAGAAGGUGAGGGCCCAACGAAAGGAGCACCUGGCCAAAGAACACCAGCUCCAGAUAAAAAACCAAGGCUUAGAAAAGGAAUGUAGCCAGUUGAAGCAACAGCUCCAGGGAUUACAGAAAGUGCAAGAAGGUUGGCAGAGGUUCCAAGAAGAGUGGGAUACCAAGAGCCUGGAGUUGCUAAGGCUGAAGGAUGAAAAUUAUUUGCUGGCCAUGCGCUUUGCACAACUAUGCGAAGAGAAAAACGCUGCUGUCUUAAGGAGUAGGGAUCUGCAACUUGGGAUAGAUCAAUUGAAAUGCAAGAUCGCUAGUAUGGAGGAAGAGUGUUCCUUAUUGAAGAAACAAACAUUAAUGACACCUCAGCGGGAGAUGGAGGAUCAUGGAUUUACUGACAUUUCUGAUUUGCAAGCUGAGAACCAGAGGUUAAUUGCCUCACUUCAAGAGUUGCAGAAUGCAAUGCAGAAAGCAAGGGAAGACCAUGUGCCGGGCUCUGAGAGGGUUCUUCUAGACAUUCUGGAGCAUGAUUGGAAGGAAGCACAAGCAGACCGACAGGAACUGUGUCAGAAGCUCAGCUCCUUACAGAAUGAGCUGCAGUGUGCUGAACAGCUGAGAGAUAAGUAUCUGCAAGAAAUGGAGGAUUUACAAUUGAAAUUCCAUACUCUGCAGAAGAAUUGUGAUCUGUAUAAGCACAGAAUGAACACUGUGCUUUCUCAGCUAGAGGAGAUAGAGAAGGAAAGAGAUCAGGCCAUUCAGAGCCGAGAUGACAUUCAGCUCCAGUAUUCCCAAAGCCUCAUUGAGAAGGACCAAUACCGUAAACGUGUUCGGACUUUGGAGGAAGAGAGAGAUGACUUGCUGAGCAAACUCACACAGGCUGAGGGCACACUAGAGGGACAGUUGCAGCGAUGCUUGUGUAAUAGAGGCCUCGCCAAGAAGAUAUGUUCCUCUUCUCAUUCACUCUACAGCAGCAGUUGGAGCAUAAUAGAGGAUGGGAUUGUAGAUUCACCAGACAUCCUGGACAUUGUAAUCCCAAGAGACUCUGUAGGGCCAGAUGUGGAAGUGACUCCAGACAGAGAGAAAGAAAUAAACCGGCUCUCCAUCUUUCCCUUCCCCCCAUGUGCGGGUUCUAUACUUCGACGGCAGCGUGAAGAUGGGCCAACGCCUUUCAAGAGUUGGUCUUAUGGGUCCUUUGGUAGCAUGGAAGACUUAACAGGAAGUACCACCACCACAGCUUCUUCUGCCAGGUCACCUUCCUCUUCCAGCAGUGCAUACACCAGGGCAAAAUCAGAAGCCUGCCUCUCCAGUGAUUGUGAUCAACAAAAGUUUGCCAGAAGAUCGGUGAUGGUGCAUUUGUCCAAUACAAGUCCCCUGAGAGUUCCAGCACUCCAGAGCAGGGGACUGAUUGGAGAUAUUUCCAUCCUUGGAGGAAACAGAACUGGGAUUUAUGUCCAGUGGGUGAAACCAGGCUCAGAAGCUGAGAAGGCAGGACUCCGAGAGGGAUGUCGGCUCCUAGAACUUAGGGAGGCACAGCUAAAUGGAGAAGGGCUAUCUUUGGAGAACUGCACAUUGGAGGUUGCUCACUUAAGCUUGUUGUACUGGAAGGACCCAUCUGCUCUUCUAUUCUCACAUGAUGCGAGAGGUUAUCAGCCUCUCAAAGAAGCAUCGGAUUCAAGAAAGAAAAUUCUUGGUGACUCAUUUUAUGUGCGUACUAACCUGAGCCUCUUGGAGCUUUCAAACCCUUAUGCUCUAUGUGUGAAGUGUCGAGAGAUCCUUCAUGUUACCGAUACCUUGUACAAGGGGCAGUUGGAAUGGUAUUGUGCUCGUGUGGACCCCUUCACACUUCGAGACUUGGACAAGGGCACAGUACCCAACUACAACAGGGCUUACCAGCUCUUGAAGAUACAGAUAGCAAUGUGGCAGAAAAGCUGCAGGAAUAAGCUGAAGAAACGGACCUUGAAGCAGCUUCGCCUGGUGAAACUCAAGAAACAGGAUGAGAACCCUUGGCUGGACUCUUGCCCAGCUGGAGUUGAAAAACCAUACAGUCUGGUUCACCCUGUAAUGGUUCAGACCCGUCGCCCCGUUAUGCUUUCCCCUGGAUGCUUAGCCCCUCUGCUCCUGAGGAACCUUCUGGACCUCCCUUCUUCACGUCAGGAUUUCUGCUUUAUCCCAGCGGAUAACCUUGCAAAACAAAGAGCAUUCUGUGCUUCUUCCAAGAAUGUUGUUAAUGCUGAGAGGCUCUCCCAGAAUCAGAGGGACUGUGGGAUGAUCCACAUGAUCCAGGAAGCUAUUAAAAAGAACCAACACUGUCUGCUGGAGCUGGAGGUCCAGCUGGUAAAGGAUCUAAUUAAAAGUGAAAUAUACCCCAUCAUUAUCUAUGUUAAAGUCACUGAGAAAAAGAUCAAAGGAAUCAGGAGCCUAUUAGGGAAGCCGGGGCAGCGAGAAUCUGAGGUACUAAAGAAAUGUCAAAGAGAUGAAUGGGUUCUCCAUACCUUGCCCUGUUUGUGGGUAUGGGUAGAUCCUCAGUCCUGGAGCAGUUCAGAGGACCUGGUAAAGGUGGUACGGGCCCACAUCUUCCAGGAACAAACCAGGAUGGUGUGGAUCGAGGAGAAUGAUAUGUGA